AAAUAUUCGAGCUCAGUGGUCUGAACAUGUCUCGAAGGCACGCAUGGUGAGAUGAGCCCAGUGGUUCUCCAAGCUAUUUUUCCUCCGUGUUUGGAGUUCAGCGAAAUCUGAUGCUGCCACCGUCAGACGAGCUGGCUCUCGGAAACGGUGUGAAUCUGUCUAUCCUCGCAACAGACAGCGAGGUGUAUUGAGGAAGAGUGACAUAGGGUGAGCCGUGAAAUGAAUUUUUUUUGUACAAAAAGAAGAUUGAGAGUAGGGAAUAACCGAAGGGAGAUGAGAGUGUGAACUGUGAGGGUUUGGUGAGCAGAGCUGGAUAAGUAGCUAGCAAAGGCAGAUCUAAGGAACAGAAAGAGAGGAAGACAGAGAGAGAGCGAGAGAGAGUGGUGGUGUUGCGACGCUUCCUGGUGAUGGGAACACGGGUGCAGUGCAGAGCUUUACUGCGGCAAUGCUAGGAUACACAAACAUAUCCAAGUACUUCUCGGCAACCGGAGCCUGUGAGCUUGUGCUUGUACCAUACGAUUGGCACACACCUAGUACGAGAUGGCGAGCUUGGGGAGAGGUUACGGUGGUUCCAAUGUCACGCUUGUGCGAAACGAGAGCUCGAACGAUACCUUCGUUGCCAUGCUUACAUCUUGUUCUCCUGUAACACUUCAAGUUCAACGCGCAGAUGGAAGCCUAGAGGAUGCAGUGACCAGUUUUGAUAAGAAGCGUCCCUUCUGUGCCGCGUUUGAAGCGUCCGGUGAAGAUCCAGCAGAAGAGGAAAUUGGCGAUGACUUCACACAACAAGUGGAGAAGAAGAGAAGACUGACCUUCGAUCAGGUCAGGUCACUGGAGUACAACUUCGAGAUUGAGAAUAAACUCGAGCCCGAGAGAAAAAUGCAGCUCGCGAAAGAGCUUGGACUCCAGCCCAGGCAAGUGGCUGUGUGGUUUCAGAACCGCCGCGCACGCUGGAAAACGAAGCAGCUGGAACGCGAUUAUGAGGUUCUCAACCUGGACUACAACCGGCUGAAGAAGGAAUUCGAUGCUGUGAUUCAAGAGAAGCAAGAGCUCCAGGACGCGGUUAAGACUCUGAAAGAGAAGUCGCCAAUGCCACAACCAAGCCCAGCCGGGAAUCCACAAGAGAAGCUUAAGAAACCGAAAACGGCGACGCAGCCUUCUCCUCCGCGGACCUCCGAGGCACCUGUAAAGUUGGAACGGACAAGUGCUGCGCACAAAGCCAGGAAUGGUGACCUGACGCGGCCGCAUGUGGGAGCAGGUUUGAGGGUGACAUUUAGCUCCGACAGCCUUUCAAGCGAAAUAUUGAACGCAGACAGCCCUCACACAACGUCGGACAGUGUCUCCCUCCCCUCUCUAGAUCAGAUCACUACCGAUGGCCUUAUUUCUGGGAAUUCCAUGGUGGACUCCAGCAUCAUGGACAUGAGUGACAGCAUUUGCGACCAAAUUCUCUCACCGCUAGCUUGCCAGCGCGUGUCUGUGAAGCUCGAGGAGGGUUCGUGCCAAGAUGAUUCAUGUAAUUACAUUUUAUCACACCUGUACGAGGAAAAGUGUGUGCCCUGGUGGGACUGGCCUUGAGCUCUGAUUCAUUACGCAAGCUUUGGGAGGAGAGUCUUUCUGACCAAGGUUAGUUUUCUCAAUUCCUCAAGCACCGUAGCUAAUUGCAUCACCCUCGCCACGGCUCUGGUUUCGGUUCAGAUGCGCAAACCCUCGCGCUUCCACCCACUGCAGCUCAUUUUUUUCGUGUCUACGAGCCUAUGACUACCACGCCGAGUGCUUUCAAGUCGAACUGAUCACGUGACACCGAUUUCUCACUGUGAACACGGACAUUAGACUCCAGAGAAAUAUUACAAUGGCUCAUGCUGUUGAUGUCACUUCCAUAUUGCUAGAAGAGAGGUCUGAUAUGACGUGAGAACAGGCCAAGUAAUUUUUUUACUCUACUCUUAGAAGUAUAGAUAUGAAACAAACGUCCUUUGACUGUAAUGAGCGAGCUCAGAAUUUGUUCAUGGCUGCACCGACUCAAGGAGGGCUCACGCAUUCUAAGCUUGUUCAAUGUUAAUAUUUGUACUCUUGAAACAAACUCCUCGUACCUGAGUCUUCAAAGAUA
Messenger RNA from Physcomitrium patens, 2101 nucleotides. RefSeq lists its product as uncharacterized. Gene Ontology annotation, cellular component: nucleus. Gene Ontology annotation, biological process: positive regulation of DNA-templated transcription. NCBI's taxonomy places the organism in Eukaryota, Viridiplantae, Streptophyta, Bryopsida, Funariales, Funariaceae. Gene Ontology annotation, molecular function: DNA-binding transcription factor activity, RNA polymerase II-specific; sequence-specific DNA binding. The record is from RefSeq and is a predicted model, not a curated record.